Molecule: messenger RNA, 1941 nt
Organism: Diatraea saccharalis (sugarcane borer)
Lineage: Eukaryota; Metazoa; Arthropoda; Insecta; Lepidoptera; Crambidae
Source: the annotation of a GenBank genome assembly
AGUAUGAACCGAGGCCGCUCGCGUGGCAUGUCCUGUGUCGUAACUACGAGCAUCUAGUACUAACGUCCAGAAUGUUGUACUCCUCAGUAGCGGUGUGUUUUCUGAUGGUGGGCGUUGCAUUAUGUGCGCCGGAGCGUGUAUCAAACGAGCAAGACCAUGAUGAAAGCCACGGCGCAGAUGUACACUCCGUGCCGCUGGAGAAGCGGUCGCCUCAUUACGACUUCGGACUCGGCAAGAGAGCGUACAGCUACGUAUCAGAAUAUAAGAGGCUACCCGUUUACAACUUCGGCCUUGGGAAGAGGUCUCGCCCAUAUUCUUUUGGCCUCGGCAAACGUUCUGUUGAUGAUGAUUCAACGGAGGAAUUCGGCAAUGAAGAUCAGCAAGUUCUGGCUGAAUUAUUUGACCAGUAUGAAGAUGGACCAGUUUACGAGGAGAAGCGAGCACGACCAUACAGUUUCGGACUUGGCAAAAGGUACGUCGACGAUGAGAGCGAAGAGAAACGAGCUCGGAUGUACGACUUCGGUUUGGGCAAGCGCAUGCCCCUCUACAACUUCGGACUGGGCAAGCGAGCGAGAGCGUACGACUUCGGUCUGGGCAAGCGGUUGAGCAGCAAAUUCAACUUCGGACUGGGCAAACGGCAAAGGGACAUGCACCGUUUCAAUUUCGGCCUCGGAAAGAGAUCGGAGGAAGACGUCUCUAUCGGCGAUAGCAAUGAUUAUUUUGAAGGUUAACUUAAAUACUUUAUUUUUCGUGAUUUUAAGGCAAUUUUUCUCACGUCAUGAGGAUUUGAUACCUAAUUUGGACACUCUUUACAAAUGAGGAUUGCGUGUUAUGUAAUUGUGAAUCCAUAUUAGUGAUUAUAUUCACAUGGCUAGAGAAACAACUUUAACAUAGGUACUUUGAGAUCUGUCUAACUAAUAUGGAAAUGAAGCUAUUGUUUUUUUUACUACUUUAAUAUUAAGUAAGUUAUCUGUUUCAUGUAAAAAUUAAUCGCAAUUUUCGAAGACUUUACACCUUUGUUUUGAACAUACUAUUUGGAAAUAUACUUAAGUCUUUCGAAUUUUCUUGUGAAAAUACCAGCCGAUUUUCACAGGUAAAUACCAAGGAGUUUUAAGUGAUCAUAGAUUAUUUCAAAAAAAUUUAACACAUAGUUUUCUAUUCAUUUAAAAGAUCCUCUUACAUAUUGUAAUUUUUAAUGGUUUUAUUGAAGAAGACUCCAAAAUACUAUUAUAAUUAAUAAAAGGAUUAGCAAAGCAAAAUAUUUUAUAAUAAUAUUUAAUUACAUUAUAAAUUUACGCAAUAUUUGUUGUAUCGAAAAUUUUGCCAAUUAAUGUACUAUUAACGUACUUAUAAAUUAUAAAACGCUUAUAGCGGUGAAAUUGGAGAUUAACUUAUUAAUUUUGUAAAUUAAUUGUUAAAUUUUCGUAGGUAUUUAUGGAAUAGCUAGUUGACUUUAAAUUAAAAAAAUGCAAACGAGUUACGAUUUAUUCAUUGAAAAACUAUAAAGUAUACCUCUAGUUUUAUGUUCUUUAUUUUUCGGUAUUUGUUUGUUAACAAUAGUUUUUCAUUGAUCAUAUUUAUUUUAUAAUUUGUUGCAAAGUUAUACAACAAGUUACCAAAAGAGAUAAGUUUUUUGCGAACGAUUUUUAACUUAACAGUCAACAGACUAACGCUUCAAUUCAUUCGUAGGAAUAUGACAUUUGUAUAACAUAUAUGUUAUUUAUUCAACUUCUCGAAUUGUAGAAUUCAAACAAUUGAAUGUUGUAAAAAUUCUAGUCUAUUAAUUAUGUAAAGCAAAAUUUCUUCGUAACUCGUUACACUUAAAAUCAUAAGCAUGUAAAAUAAGUUUCUUUGAUAAAUUAAAAAGAAUUGUUUCAAAUAUAACCAUUGAAUUAUACAAUUCAAAUUUAAAAUAUACAGAUAAUAGAAGUAUUGCAUCAU